GUAAACUGUGGUAGUCGUCCCUGUCAGCACGGUGCAUGCCGGGAUACACCGCGUGGAUUCUCCUGUACUUGUGAUGCAGGGUUCAGUGGAGAGAAAUGUGAUAAUCGCUUACCUGUUGUAAAAGUAACCUCUACAGCGGGAAGUUCUUCAAGUAAAGCCAGCAUGACAUCACAGAGUUCCGCAGGUAAAGUCACUACAGCAGGAGGGUCAUUGGGAAAAGUCACUACAGCAGGAGGGUCAUUUGGAAAAGUCACUACAGCAGGAGGUUCAUUGGGAAAAGUCACUUCAGCAGGAAGUUCAUCGGGAAAAGUCACUACAGCAGGAAGUUCGUCAGGAAUAGGAACUCCAUCUGUCGGCCAUCCCGCGGAUUUGUGUAAAACUUUCUCCUGUGGUCACGGCAAGUGUUUCCAGACUUCUACAACGGUAUUCUGUGUCUGCAGUCCAGGAUUCACCGGAAAGUAUUGCAAUAAAGUGAUGACCAACUCUGGAAGCCGUAAUACAGCUAGUGCUGGUAACCAUGUCCUGACUACAAAUGCUCAUGUGGUAUCAAAGUCUAACAACGGAUACCUUUAUAAAACAACAAACAACGGUUUAACAGGUAAAAUGGGAGGCCUUACCACUACUUACUAUGCACUGAAUGGCAGGACACAAGGUUUCAAUGGAACAGGACAACAUAAUGUUACAAACAAUAACAUUAACAGUAACCAACAAACAACGAGAAAAACCAAUGGGGGCCAAAAUACAAAUAAACAAUACCAUCUCCCUCAAACGACAUCGCAUUCUUUCGUUGGGAUCAUUGGAUCAAAUAAUAAAAUUACUCAAAACAUGUUUGGUACAUCAAAACUAACAAAUAUUCCUGGAAAUCCCACGCUUUCGCAGAAAACGCUGACAAACCUCACAAAUAGCAACACACACAAAUUUGUGCCUGGGUCUCCCAUCAAUAUACAGAAUCAGAAUCAUCAAAGCUCUACCACCCGAAAAUAUGAUGAAGAAAACAGACGAAAAGUGGACAACAUUAGUAAAAUCUGGCCUUUUGGUAUAAUCCCCACAAUGGUGGGGGUCGCCCUCGCUCUGUCCGUACUGGCCACAACUGCAAUCUGCUGUUUCUUCUUCUGGAAGCGUUGGUCGGACGAGAAGAAGAAAAGAAGAAAACGAUUCAAACGUUGGGACAAGAAGAUUCGGCCUCUUCCUCCGACUAAAAAACCACGACCCAUACACAGAUAUUAAUGUGAUAUGCAAAUAAUGGCCCCACAAGAAAUUUUAAUGUCAUCUCAGCUUUGAUUUCUAAUGCUGGGAGAAACGUUUUUUUCAGUAUGCCCAGAAUGUUUCAAUAUUAUUUCUACCUGAUUACAAAGAUUGAAGAAACUAAAAUUAUAAAAUUAAUGAUAUGCUGAAACGCAAAGGAAAAGCAAUAUCCUGUUGUAUAGGUAAUAAUUAUAUAUAGUAGAAGAAUUUGUAUCUUACAUGUAAAAUUAUGGAUAUCGUCAAUAUUG
Molecule: messenger RNA, 1493 nt
Organism: Saccostrea cuccullata (small rock oyster)
Lineage: Eukaryota; Metazoa; Mollusca; Bivalvia; Ostreida; Ostreidae
Product: serine/threonine-protein kinase DDB_G0283821-like
Exons: 5
Coding region: 163-1227 (354 amino acids)
Source: RefSeq, a predicted model, not a curated record